Messenger RNA from Phaedon cochleariae (mustard beetle), 1336 nucleotides. The record is from the annotation of a GenBank genome assembly. Lineage: Eukaryota; Metazoa; Arthropoda; Insecta; Coleoptera; Chrysomelidae.
AUAUAGAAUGAGACGUUUCAUUGUAUCGACUUAAAUCAAUUCAAUCACACAGUAUCACAAUUCACACCUUGAAUUGAUCUAGAAAUGUGUGAAAUCAAUGAAUUCCCAAGUGUUGAAAAAGCUCUGCUUCAGUUACCCACAGGGGAUUAUGAUGUAGUUCACGGUUCCUUAUGCGGCAAACAAACAUGUGAAAUAGAAGUCACUGAGGAGUGUAAAGAACUGGCACAGAAAUACAAUUUGGAAUUGGUGACUUGUGGUUUCAAAUGCAGAGAGGAGCAGCUCAGAUGUCCGAGAGUUGUGAGAGUUGGAUUGUUCCAGCACAAACUUCUGCCAUUCCCGACCACGACUCCGAUUCAAGAAAUCAAAUAUGCUCUCUUCAAAUUCGCUAAUAAAGCUAUUAGAAUUGCUGGAAGGGGAGGAGUCAAUAUUUUUUGCUUCGCAGAAACUUGGAAUAUGCCUCAUGCUUUCUGCACCAGAGAAAAAAAUCCAUGGUGUGAGUUCUCAGAGAAUGCACAAUUUGGUCCAACUACGAAGAUGCUACAAGAGUUGGCUAAAGUACACAACAUGGUUAUAAUUUCCCCAAUACUCGAGCGUGAUGAGGUUAUGGGCGAUUCUAUAUGGAAUACUGCUGUGGUAAUUGAUAAUCUUGGUAACUAUAUUGGAAAACAUCGUAAGAACCAUAUAUCAUCAGCAGAAAAUUCCUGCGAGAGUAUCUAUUAUUCCGAAGGGAAUACAGGCCAUCCUGUAUUUGAGACUGAAUUCGGGAAAAUAUCAAUUUGUUAUGGUCGUCACCACCCCAUUAAUUGGAUGAUGUUUGGACUCAACGGAGCUGAUAUAGUUUUCAAUCCUUCAGCAGCAGCUGGUGCAGAAAGUGAGACCCUUUGGCAUAUCGAAGCUAGAAAUGCUGCAAUCGCCAAUAGCUAUUUCACAUGUGCAUUGAACAGAGUUGGAGUAGAGAUCUUCGGAAACGAGUAUACUUCAGGAGAUGGAAAGCCACCUCAUAAAGAGAGUAACUACUUUUAUGGAUCGAGUUAUGUUACUGCUCCGAAUGGAACGAGGUCACCGGGAUUAUCGAGAACAACGAACGGCCUCCUGAUAGCGGAAAUGGAUUUGAACUCAAACAGACAAGUGAGAGAUGAAUGGGGAUUUCUGGCAUCUCAGAGAUUGGAUAUGUAUAAAUCGUUAUUUGCCAAAGCUGGCAGUAUCAAUUAUGUCCCACAAAUAAUUAGAAAAAUGGACAAGCAAAAGUAGAAUAUAUGCGUGGAAUGUAGUUUCGAAUGUAUUUAUCAAAUAAGCAGUAAACUGUUGACAACACUGUUUUUAUAUUGGUUACAGG